CAAAUAAGCGAAUUGAAAUUGUUAUUGAUAUAUUGUAAUUGGACCAAGGCAAAACCCUAGCCAUCUCAGUCGGCCCAAGGGGUUGGGUUAAGGAUUGUAUUCGGCAGUUAUUCAUUGGGCCAACCUUUAGUUUGAAAUGAGCUGCUUAAACCCACAAAAAGGCCCUUAGCGGCCCCCAAUCGAGUAAAAAACAAUGGUCUAGCUAGCAUGCCUUGUUGUGACGGCGGAAAUUCCCACGGCUCUACGGAAGCGCUAAGAGACAGCAAUUGAGGCAUGGAGCUCACGGUCUCACUCAUAGUCUCAUAAUCUAAUCUUUUUUAUGGAAUUUUUUAGAUGCAUUUCUACAUCGUGGACGGGUAGUUGGCGAGUUGUCUCUGCCGGUCAAACCAGUGAAGUCUGAAAACUAUUCUAUCUCAAGUCUAAUGAAUGUUUUUUAUCCUUUUGUUUAGUGUUUUUGUUGAUCUUCCGCCCCGCUUAAAUCGCAAACCCAAAACCCCAGAAUUUCCCAGUUACUUCCAAACUCCCAGCAAGCAUAUCCUUGUUGGAUUCUUGUGAAAUCCUCUGCUACUGGCUUACAUCUAUAAACCCUGAAGGGAGCAACUUUAUUUCAUUCUCUUACCAGCAAUGGCAUCUCUUUCGCAGUCAGCUACCUUCCUCAUCACCAUCUUCUUCUUCUUCUUUACAUUCAUUCACAUCCCAACCACACACGCUAUUCCUUUCGUCGUUUUUCACGGCAUUAGUGAUAAAUGCAGUAACCGUGGAGUCACUCAAUUCACUGAACUUUUAAGCAGCUGGUCUAAUUCUCAAGGCUACUGUGUGGAAAUUGGAGAUGGAUCAUGGGAUUCAUGGACUAUGCCCCUUUUAGAACAGACAUCAAUUGCUUGUGAGAAGGUGAAAAACAUGAGUGAACUGAGCGAGGGUUACAACAUAGUUGGACUCUCUCAGGGUAGCAUGAUUGGUCGAGGGGUUAUUGAAUUCUGUGAUGGAGGACCCCCUGUCAAGAAUUUCAUAUCUUUGGCAGGGAUUCAUGCUGGUACUGCUUCAAUUCCAUUUUGUGGAUCUGCUCUGAUAUGCAUACUUCUGGAUAGCUUAAUCAAGUCGGAAAUUUAUAGCGACUAUGUCCAGGAACACUUGGCGCCCAGUGGUUAUCUUAAAAUUCCAACGGACAUAUCUGGCUAUCUCAAAGGAUGCAGAUUCCUCCCAAAACUCAACAAUGAAAUCAAUGGCACGAGAAAUUCCACUUACAAGGAACGGUUUGCCAGUUUACAGAAUCUAGUGCUUAUAAUGUUCGAGGAUGAUACAGUUUUAAUACCUAAGGAAACAUCCUGGUUUGGUUAUUAUCCUGAUGGUUCCUUUGAUACUAUAUUGCCUGCACAAGAGACCAAGCUUUAUAAGGAAGACUGGAUUGGUUUGAAAACCUUAAAUGAAGCUGGAAAAGUUAAAUUCAUAAAUGUGUCAGGUGGUCAUCUGCAAAUCGCGAAAAGUGACAUGAAGAAGUACAUUGUACCAUACUUGGAUGACCAAGCAUAUGCACCAACAGAGCAGACUGUGACAGAAUCUUCAUCUUAUGAAUGGCUUUCAAGACUCUGGUACUUGUUUAAGGAUCUAAUUGGCCUUGAUGAAGAUCUACCUUUGGUGCGUACCGCGUGCUAAACCAAGUGCUAUUGUCUUGUCUGAAUAAGACGAAGCAAAAUACAGUACGGGUUUAGCCUCUACCUCUACCAUUCAGAUGUUUGAGAACUUCCUACUCAAAGAUGUAAUCCUCUUGCACCAAUUAAAAAAAAAAAAAACUCUCCAAAUUAAACAUAUUGGCUAACCUUCAGCAACAUGUUCUGCAACAUCAAUUAC
Durio zibethinus is the source of this 1848-nucleotide messenger RNA. Its product is annotated as alpha/beta-Hydrolases superfamily protein. Gene Ontology annotation, cellular component: intracellular membrane-bounded organelle. Lineage: Eukaryota; Viridiplantae; Streptophyta; Magnoliopsida; Malvales; Malvaceae. Gene Ontology annotation, molecular function: thiolester hydrolase activity; palmitoyl hydrolase activity. The record is from RefSeq and is a predicted model, not a curated record.